Esox lucius (northern pike) is the source of this 1272-nucleotide messenger RNA. RefSeq names its product TMEM14 family protein (gene tmem14a). Gene Ontology annotation, biological process: regulation of heme biosynthetic process. Bases 275 to 589 code for a protein of 104 amino acids. NCBI's taxonomy places the organism in Eukaryota, Metazoa, Chordata, Actinopteri, Esociformes, Esocidae. The record is from RefSeq and is a predicted model, not a curated record. The transcript is spliced from 5 exons. Gene Ontology annotation, cellular component: mitochondrial membrane.
GAGUUUGUAUAGAUGCUGUCUACUUAUUCAUGGGAGUCGAGCGGAGUAGUGGGUAGGUUAGGCUUGGUCUGCAUAUGCGCAGUUCAGCAUGACUCGGCCGUUUGACCCGAUGACGUGUUCUGCGCAUGGUUUGAGAAUCGCCAUUGAAUAACAACUUUUGGUCAUCUUUAUCGUACUUUUCUUUAAUCUUUGUUCGGACUUUUACCCGAUCAUUUCCUAGUAAACACUGCUACAGAGGCGAGGUAAAGCGUACAUUUACAUUUUCAACUUUGAAAUGGCAGUUGACUGGCUUGGGUUUGGCUACGCUGCUGCCAUAACCCUAGGAGGAUUUCUGGGAUACAAGAGAAAAGGUAGUGUCAUGUCACUGAUAGCUGGGCUACUAUUUGGCAGCAUAGCUGCUUAUGGGGCCUUCAUGAUUUCAAAUGACCCAGCCAAGACUUUCUACUCCCUUGUUGCCUCAGGAGCACUGACAGUAGUGAUGGGAAUAAGAUACAAGAAGUCUGGGAAAAUGAUUCCCUCUGGCAUAAUGGCAGGACUAAGUUUGUUGAUGGUCCUGCGACUUCUCCUCAUGGGGGUGUUUGCAAUAUGAUUCGGAGAGUGUCACUGCAAGAUGGAAAGUGUCACUGCAAGAUGGAAAGUGUCACUGCAAGAUGGAAAGUGUCACUGCAAGACCCAUUUCCAUUUGCCAUUUUGUUCUUACCGAUAUGUAUUGCUUUUGUAUUCAUUAUUUUUGUACGUUCUUUAAUGUCUUGAUAAUGAUCCUGCACUUAUGAUUGUAUUGAUGUAUUUAUGUAAUUCCUAAAGUAUGCAAUGGGUACACAAUUAAUGGAAACUGAGUGAGUAAAAAGGACAUUGGUAAAUUAAAUAUGUGGAUGCCUUACAAACAAUGUGGCAUCCGCUCCAUACUUGACUUCGGGGUAGUUGCCGUGCAGCCCCCACCCCAUAUUUCUACAUUGUGAUGUUGAUAUUUUUGUGAUCUCUAAAAUCGAGAAAAUGAUCAUGAUGCCGUUUUUGUGGAAGAGCUGUUUGGAACUAAAUGGCUGGGCUAUCAGCCUGUGCAGGUGGGGAGGAAAUGUUGGACCAUAACAAAGUGAAUCAGAACAUACGGGACUAGCGAUGGAUCACUUGAUUAAGAAGUGGGAACUAAAACAUCUGUAUCAGCAAAUUAUGGUUGUGUAUAUUUCUUCAAAUGUGUUUCCAAAUGCCCACAUGAUCAGACUAAGCAUUUUAAUGGCCAUGGGAGAUUAAUGUUAAUAAAUGUAUAUGUUGUGA